This is a messenger RNA of Cololabis saira (Pacific saury), 2867 nucleotides long. It is a transcript of the gene vsig10l, whose product is annotated as V-set and immunoglobulin domain containing 10 like. Lineage: Eukaryota; Metazoa; Chordata; Actinopteri; Beloniformes; Belonidae. Gene Ontology annotation, molecular function: protein binding. The transcript is spliced from 12 exons. Bases 31 to 2202 code for a protein of 723 amino acids. The record is from RefSeq and is a predicted model, not a curated record.
CUCAACGCGUCCACGACCGCUGUUUCCUUCAUGUUUGGCUUAGUUGGACUGUCUUUCAAUCUUUCCUUAUUGGUUAUCUCUGAUUCUGCUAAAAUGACCUGUCUGAGAGAUUUUGAGAGAUUUAAAGACGCACUUUUUCUGUUUUGCGUAUUAAGCUUUACAUUUCAAGGUGUCAGCUGUGAGCUGGUGGUUUCUCCUGUGGGCCCCUCUCAUGUGAACGCUCUGGCCGGCAGCAAUGUGACUCUCUCCGUGUCCUUCAGCGGGGCCCCUGACCCAGUGGUUACCUGGUUUAAGGAAGGGUUACCUGUUGGGACAUGGACCAUAAACUCCACGUCUCCUCCGGACAUAGACGAAAACAGGAAGGAUGUUCUCAGGAUUGAGAAAAAUGGCUCUCUAACCUUUGUAAACGUGCCACUUAAGUUUACCAGUAACUACACAGUUGAAUUGACCAAGUCUGGACUGGAAAAAACCUUCACCACUUUCAGCCUGCAUAUAUUUGAAUACAUCCAGGGUGUGACACUGAGCAUACAACCAGAUUUUGCCAAAGAGGGAAUUGACAUGUUCACAUUACAGUAUAGCAUGCAGCAAGGAGUGGUCGAGCAACAGAUUUGGCACUUUAACGACACAAAAUUAACAAACAGCUCACACCAUUUGGUGGUGGAAAGGAGCCUUGUGAUUCUCAAACCCAAUCGAGGUGACACGGGACGGUACGCAGUGGUACUGAUGAACCCCUUCAGCCGUGCAACAGCUCAUAAGAAUGUUACCAUUUUGUACGGACCAGACGAGCCCAUCAUUGAGGUGCAUCCAGCGAAGUCUUUCUAUGUAGCGGGAGACUCCCUGAGCCUUUCCUGCCAGGCCGAGGGAUUUCCACAGCCGUCUGCUGAGUGGGGGUUUGAUGGCCACAUCCUUUCUGAUGCUCAUGAUGGAGUCCUGAAUCUGACAGAUGUGCAGACCAGUCAAGGAGGUGUUUAUACAUGCAUGCUGCUCAAUGAGUUGACCGAGGAAAAGCGUGAAAAGAAUGUAACCGUAAACAUUUAUGAGAAACCGUUGGGCAGCCCGAGCUGCUCUGUGCUGUCGGUGAAUAACCUCGACCUGCAGUAUCAAUGUGAAUGGACCGGGGGAACCCCGCAGGCCCAGCUCUCUUUCCCAGCACUAAAUAACACCGUCCGUGGAGCUGGAAAACUCCGCCUGACCAUCAGCGCCUCCUCUGACCUUAAUGAGAAAACUGUCACCUGCAUGGCGGACCACCCUAUUGAACAGAGUACCUGCAAUAUUACUGCAAGUAGUCCAGUGGAGUUCCUUCCAGCUCUGAGAACCUCAGUAGACCCUGACGGUAAAAUAGCGGUCACUAUCCAGUGUGUCAGCGAGGCGUCUCCUCAGGCUGUGGUGUCAUGGUCCAAAGACAGUGAGGCUGUCGCCAGCGGGGCCAUCUACCAGAUCAGCAACGACACCACACAGAUGAAGAUUCGUGGUUACAAUAUCAGUAGCUUCAUUUUUCACAACUACACCUGUACAUGUGGCAACCCACUGGGCAGCAAGAGAAGACACAUUCAGCUACAAGGGCCGUCGAUCUCGGAUUCCAGCUUGUUCCCUAAUCAAGAUAGAACCAUCAUCACUUUGACCUGGGAGGUCCCGCCCACAUCUGUCGUCACAGGCUUUGACAUCCAAAUGAAAGGACCAAACCUUCUCAAUAAGAAUGGCAACAUCACACUCAAUAAAGGCAGCUCGCAGGUAUACCGCACCAUUCGGCAGAAACCCGGUUCUGCCAGGAGCAUAGACAUCUUCAUGCUCGAUCCCAAACUGACGUACCGGUUUCGGAUAAUCCCCAAAGCUCGAUUUGCAGAAGGAGAGCCUUCUGAGAUCCACAGAAUUGGUCCAGGUGAAGGGUUGAGCGGGCCUGCCAUUGCUGGCAUUGCAGCAGGAAUCCCAUGCAGCAUCCUCGCGCUGCUCCUGCUGUGCGGCCUCAUCUACCUGAUCAUCUACUGCAAAAGUAGCAAAAGUCAUCAGACAAGAUAUCCUGUGGCCAGAGCUGUUGAAAAGGCAAAAACAGUCCAGCCAGAUAUAACUCCUCAUAACCGGUUGACAGGAGGGCUGAAGUUGUCCCCGGACUACAACAGACUGCAUCAGGCUCCAUCUGAAAGGUCUGUGAGUCUCCCGACGUUUGUCCCACCACCACCUGUCAGAGUAGCUACAACUGUCUAAAUGUUCACAUGUUGUUACAUUUUUUUUAUACCUUCAUACAAAAACAUGUAUAUGACUCAUUUCAUUUUCAUGUCUAUAUUUUACUGUUGGAUUUUCUACAUUUUUAAGCAAGUGUUGUCAGUGUAAGAAUUUGUAUUAUUCUUUUUAUAAUAUUUGAAUGCUUUUAUUGCAGUAUUUAUAAGCAUUCAUAUAAAUCAAAGUGUAAGAAGUGUUCAACAAAAUGUAUUCACCUAAAUUUGACAGGCUUGUCUGAUUCCUCUUCUCUACAACUUGUGAAGUUUCAAAUACUUUAAAUAAAGGUGUAAAUAUACCACUUCAUAUCACAGGUCACCUAAGGUGUCAGCUAAUGAUAUGUACUUGCACGAAAACCCCUGUUGCUCUGAAUCAACAUGGAAGAGGAGGGCGGUGGAUGGGUGGAGGUGUUUAAUUAGUCCAUGCAUGUCUCUCAGCAUUCUCUCCUCAGAGCCACACAGUUGAGGAAGUCUUUUUAAUUAAUACAAUUAAGGAUAACUGUUAUUGACGCUUUUCCUUAAACAGUUUUUUGCUGCCAGAUGUCCUCCAAUUUGGUUGAUUUUAUAGUGUUGAGCUGAUGUUUCAUAUCUGUCCAGCAGAUGGUGCUGUAGAGCCGUGAAAGACUUGCUACAACAUCCAUCCAUCCAUCCAUC